AUGAGGUCAUUUUGCAAGAGUAUACUACUUGGAGGGGCAGUGUUGGGAACGGUGAAUGCGCAAUCAACCACAGAGAAUUAUACGAUAUGUAACUGGGCCCGAUUACGAGCUGGUGUGGUAAGAGAUGCGCUCUACCUUGAUGGCGGUGAGCUAUGGUGGCAGACUGCCUUCGUUGAUGGCACGACACCGGUGGUCAGCAGUGAUGGGAACGUGGCCGGGGAUAUGUUUCGACUGAAUUUCUCGCAACCCUUCGAUACUGCAACAACAAAUCUAUCUGCUUUGUUCUCGCGAAUGCCAAAGGCAGGAGGAGCAGGAAACAACAUUGCCCCUAAUUAUAUCGAUGGGACUAUGUUCGUCAAUGACGAUGAGCUUUACUUAUACGGUGGCCUUGCUCCUUUGACAGACUCAUCAUCGCCGCAGAGUGCAGAUGCUGUCCUAGGCUACGAAGCUGAUCAAUAUGGUACAUAUCGAUCAAGUUGGACCCCAGGAUUCUACCAGGGGACCCUCCCAGACGGUGUGACCAGGUACAUCACUAACGGUGCCGGCGUGUCUGCUCCAAGUGAGAACUUGGGCUUCUAUUUCAGUGGUAUGCGCUCGCCGGAUUGGGGACCGAUCUACUAUGAAGACUCUUCAGCAAAUGUGACGGCAAACACACUCAUCGAAAUCGAUAUGUCGGUCAUGAGGAGCGAGAAGUGGACGAACACUACAAUUCCAGAUAAUAUCCCCCUCCGCGCAAAUGCCGAACUCGUUUGGAUUCCAGUUUCAGGCAGCGGAGUUCUCGUCGCGAUAGGAGGCGCCGCCCAACCAGAGGAAAUCUGGGCAUCGGGAUUGAACACGACACAGACCUCAGAAGAUGAGUCCCAGGAUCCGGGUUUCAUGACAUCUCUGCCUGUCUACGACAUCAAUUCGACGACCUGGUAUCUGCAAAAUACUACCGGCACUGGUCCGGGCGCGCUGACGGAGUUCUGCUCGGUCGUCGCUGCAGCCAACGACUCUUCCUCGUAUAACGUGUACAUCUAUGGCGGAUACGAUGGUCUCAACGCAGAUGAUGAGCCGUCCGACGACGUCUGGAUCCUUUCAAUCCCUUCGUUCACAUGGGUCAAGGGUUACAGCGGGACUACUUCCCACGGUCGUUCCGGCCACCGUUGUGUGAUGCCUUAUCCCGACCAAAUGUUUGUGGUAGGCGGUAUCCAUCAGAACCAGGCGGAGUGCGUCGCUGGAGGUAUCAUCCAAGUCUUCAACCUGAACACACUCGAGUUCCAGGACACGUAUGACCCCAACACCUGGUCCGAGUAUAAGGUACCCGAUGUUGUCUCGAAGGUCAUCGGUGGCACCACUUCUGGUGGUUCUACGCAAACUGCCACCUGGUCCGACAGCGCGCUCAGUGGCAUCUUUUCCACAAAAUACGCACGAGCAAUCACUUCAUACUACCCCUACCCAUCCGUCAGCUCGACCAACAGCAGUUCAUCUUCUUCAAACAGCACUACAUCAAGUGGCAGUGGAUCCAGCAGUAAAAGUGGCGGUGGUGGAGGUGUCAGCAAAGGCGCCAUCAUCGGCAUCGCCAUCGCGGCAGCUCUUAUCUUACUACUCAUCCUACUCCUACUAUUCCUCCUCGUUCGCCGCCGCCGCAGAGUCCGCAGCAGCGCAUCCGAGAAAUCCAGCGCUUCCAGCAACAGCCGCAUCACACGCUGGAUCAACGGCGCCUCGUGCGCCCCGACAAUGAAACAAACCUCCCCAGCAUCCUCCGGCGGCGAGGUCCAACAAGUCAGCCACACUUCAAUGGAAGACGACCCAACACCACCCUUGAACGCCAAGCGUCACGAAAUGGCCGGCACCGAACGACCCAAGCCACCCUACGAACUUGCCACGCCCUACAACAACGACGGUCAGCCGCGACACUCAGCUGUUCAGGAUUACGGGUACUCUGCCGGUUACGGACACACGUACUCCAACACGCAAUCCAGCUCGUCGGGCGAAGAGUACCGUCCUUCACCCAUGACAAGCUAUAACGGCAACGGAAACGGCACUUCUCCGCUACGCACAGUACGUUUUCCGCCAGGCAAUAACGCUCACACACCCGCUCAAGAGGUGUCCACACCAAGCGAGCCAAGUACUCAAAGUGAGUACAGCACAACAAGCACCGCCACGAACGAGACCCCGCCCUGGCCACUUACCCCCGCGCAGAACACAUGGCGCAACAACCGCGGCCAAAGUCUACGGUUCGGCAACCACGACAGAGAAGGUAGUGAGAGCAGCAGCGUGCAACCGAUCAUGGAAGAACCGGAAGAACACGCUGGUGCCCGUCACGGAACGACGCACGCUGAGGGCACAGGUGGUCAGCGCUUUUCGUAUCAGCACACGAAUGAGAGUGCGAGUAGUGGUGUGGGCACAUUGCCUUCGCCGGGCGGUGACGGAGAGGACCACAGACAGAGUCUGUAUGAUCGGAUGGUGAGUCCUGUCAGUCCGACCGUCGGACGAAACCAGUGGAGGCAGUGA
Molecule: messenger RNA, 2496 nt
Organism: Exophiala viscosa
Lineage: Eukaryota; Fungi; Ascomycota; Eurotiomycetes; Chaetothyriales; Herpotrichiellaceae
Exons: 2
Coding region: 1-2496 (831 amino acids)
Molecular function (GO): protein binding
Source: RefSeq, a predicted model, not a curated record